AUGACGGACCGCAAGCGCAGCUCCAAAAAGCGCGUGGUCAAAAACAUGCCAAUCAACAAGGCGCACGUCACCCGCCGACAGCUUUACCAUCGCGGCGAGCCACAUUCGGCAGUGAAAUCGAAGUAUUUGCAGACGAGGACACCUCGCCGUAGGGAUAUCGCUCCUCUUCCUCGUUCGCGCUUGGCGCAGAAACCACUGGGCCUACGUUUCACGAAAAGCAAAUCGAGCUGGAGAACACUAUUGCAUGCAUAUAUGCUCGAGAUGUCCUAUCUGAGGGAUGCGGAGAUGUGGAAUUCGUUCGAUCCAAUACCAUGCGCACAGUAUGACGAGAUGGACUGCGAAUACGACACGAUGGAGGACGCACCAGAAGCAUCUUCAGACCACGUCGCCGUUGUACCCAGCACUACUACCACCUCCGUACCAGUGCUAGCACUUCCUCAGCCCCCCAAGCACGCGAACACGGUUGUACUCCAAGCACCCCAAUUUACAGGCCUAGGUUAUCUUCCAUCAAAGCGUUUGGCAUCCGAGACUGUCACACUACCAAAGCCAGCAGAGAUGUCGAAGGAUGAAGUCAACGCCAAGUCGCCCUCUAUCUCCCCACCGAACCCUGCACCAGGUGUUGUACUACCACCAAAUCCUGCCUCACAGCGCGAGGAAGUUGAGAAAACAUCUGCAAAAGUGCAGCUUUUGGCACCAGAGGAGAUCGCCAGGCCGGCUAUGUCUAUUCCCCCAGUGGAGGACACGAAAUCCUCAGUAACUCCAUCUUCGAUGGUUGACACCGAGCCAGCUGUGUCAUUCAAUCCUUUGGAGAGUAUCAAGGCAGCUGUUCCUCUUCCUUCGAUGGAGAAUGGUAAGCCGGCUGGAUCACCGCCUCCGAUGGCUGAUGCCAGUGCACCGUCAAAAACAUCAAGACAUAAUAGCAGACCGAGGGGCCGAGCCUUAGUUACCUUAGUCAAGCCAGAAGAGGCAUCCAAGCAAGAAGUAGAACUAGGAAUGGGUUCGUUUGCAUCCUUGAACACCCAGUCUCCAGAAGCACAAAUCUCGGCCUUCUCUAACACUCACUUCAAGCAGCUGUUCAGUGGGGAAAUGGAGACACUACAGGCCAGCUUCUCAAAACAGGAAGACAUCCAAGGAUCACAGGUCAUCUUCCUCUUACGUUCGCUGGAGUGGGUCAUAGAUAGUCAUGAGGCUGGAUGGUUCGAAGACGAUAUCGAAUUGGAAGACGAUGUUGCAGACUGGCGUGGGAAACUCAACAUUUUGAUGGCGAAAUUGGAGACGCAUGCGGGCCUGGAUGCGAACAGCAUAGUAUCAAACACACGGAUUCAGCUUGAGAAAGUGUUUUUGAUUCUUGGCGGUGCGGAAAACAUUGAUUAA
Molecule: messenger RNA, 1374 nt
Organism: Alternaria arborescens
Lineage: Eukaryota; Fungi; Ascomycota; Dothideomycetes; Pleosporales; Pleosporaceae
Exons: 1
Coding region: 1-1374 (457 amino acids)
Source: RefSeq, a predicted model, not a curated record